Epinephelus fuscoguttatus (brown-marbled grouper) is the source of this 441-nucleotide messenger RNA. It is a transcript of the gene spx, whose product is annotated as spexin hormone. The record is from RefSeq and is a predicted model, not a curated record. Gene Ontology annotation, molecular function: neuropeptide hormone activity. NCBI's taxonomy places the organism in Eukaryota, Metazoa, Chordata, Actinopteri, Perciformes, Serranidae. The coding region runs from base 79 to 441 and encodes 120 amino acids. The transcript has 6 exons.
UACAGGGAGAGGGAACACCGCCAGCAAGCAUCCUCAACUCUCUCAUCCUCUCUGCUGGACACCAGGAGCUCCGACAACAUGAAAGGUUUGAAGGCCGUCACAUCAACUUAUGUGCUCAGCUUGUUACUGCUAGCAUCAUUUAUCUCGCAGUCGUGGAGCGCACCGAAGGGCUCUUUCCAACGGAGAAACUGGACGCCGCAGGCUAUGCUGUACCUCAAGGGCACUCAGGGACGAAGGUUCAUCUCAGAGGACCGAAAAGAAGGAGAUGUCUAUGACACAUUACACUUAGAGACCCGCAGUCAGAACACAGAGAAGCUCAGCGUGGACCAGGCAGCCACCGUCCUGCUUAACUUCCUGCAACAGGCCAGAGAGGGAGCAGAUGAAAACCCAGAUGAAGUGUAUUUCCAGGAGCUGCCAGUGUGGAAGAGAGAAUACUUCUGA